AUGGAAGAGGACACAAUGAAAUUAGCUGAAUGCAAAGGACCAACUGAAGAAGAACAUUUAACUACUUCUUAAACUAUUUUUAAUCUGAGGAAAGGCAAGGGGAAAACUGGGGACUAUUAAAAUGUCUUCCUCUCCCGGUGUCAAGCCACAGGAGCAUGUGGACAUGAUGUACAUCUCCAUGGAGACAGCCAUAGCCCUGGCCUCUGUGCUGGGCAACGUGUUAGUGGUGCUGGUGGUCUGUACAAACCGGGCCCUGAGGGACACCACGUUCUGCUUCAUCGUGACUCUGGCGGUGGCCGACAUCGCUGUGGGAGCCCUGGUCAUUCCCCUGGCUGUAGUGAUCAGUCUGGGGCUGAAGACUCAGUUCUACACCUGCCUCUUCUUCUCCUGCCUGCUCCUCAUCAUCACCCAGGGCUCCAUCCUGUCCCUAAUGGUCUUUGUCAUCGACCGCUACCUCCGGGUCAAGAUUCCCACCAAGUGA
Oncorhynchus nerka (sockeye salmon) is the source of this 481-nucleotide messenger RNA. RefSeq names its product adenosine receptor A1-like. Lineage: Eukaryota; Metazoa; Chordata; Actinopteri; Salmoniformes; Salmonidae. The record is from RefSeq and is a predicted model, not a curated record. Gene Ontology annotation, biological process: G protein-coupled receptor signaling pathway. The coding region runs from base 122 to 481 and encodes 119 amino acids. Gene Ontology annotation, cellular component: plasma membrane; dendrite; synapse. The transcript has a single exon. Gene Ontology annotation, molecular function: G protein-coupled adenosine receptor activity.